Molecule: messenger RNA, 354 nt
Organism: Echinostoma caproni
Lineage: Eukaryota; Metazoa; Platyhelminthes; Trematoda; Plagiorchiida; Echinostomatidae
Source: the annotation of a GenBank genome assembly
AUGACCAGUGUGCCCCGAUCUCGUGGUUUAUCCCAGUCCGAUACCAACUCGGGUCCGGGGCUGGCACCAACAUCACAUCAACCAAAACAACAACAACAACUGCAUCCCAGUGUUGGUGGUGUUGGUGCGACCGGGGUCCGACACACAUCACCAUCGGCGACCGCGGCGGCGACCGGAGCCAAUGAUUCGCCCGAUCUAUCUCAUCUUACCCCAGAGGAACGUCGUAUUAUUGAGGAAGUGCUCCAGCGUCAAAAACACGAGGAACAGAUUGAUGCUCAAGUGCUACAGCCACGAGACUUAUUGGCUGCCGAAAAUGCAGACUGCGGACUUGUACACCGUUGUUAUGUGGAUUAG